CCCCUCACUCUGCAGCAGCAAACAAAGAGGAAGAUGGAAAAGUCAUUGUGCACGUUGGCUGCAGUGAUUUUUCUGGGUGGAUUUUUAGAUGCAGGGCUGACAGACGAUACAAGAACGGAAAUUAAUUCAUUAUUAUUUAACAACACAACUGCAGCUGAGUCUGUCGCUGUGCAGCCGCAGGAUCACAGCACAGACCGACCGACUCCAACAGCAGCAAGGACAAAGUUAUCCACCGACACUGUCAGAGAAAAACAGCUGGACACCAAAAACAUCAGCCGAGACAGUGAAGAAGAAAAAAACAAUAAAGAAAAAGAAGAUAACAGCAAGACAGAAGAUAAGAGAAUACAACUGGACUGCCCUCCCCUCGGCCUGGAGUCCCUGCGGGUCGAUGACAGCCAGAUCCAGGCUUCUUCCUACCAGCGGACGGGUCUGGGUCCUCACAGGGGGAGGCUGAACAUCCAGUCUGGCAUCGAGGAUGGGGACCAGUACGACGGAGCCUGGUGUGCAGCGUACAAGGACCGGCACCAGUGGCUGGAGGUGGACGCCAUCCACCUCAAGAUGUUCACUGGAGUCAUCCUGCAGGGCCGAAACUCCAUCUGGAGUUGGGACUGGGUCCACACCUACAAAGUCCAGCUGAGUAACGACUCUGUGAGCUGGGAAACCUGCAUGAAUGGGACAGAAGAAGCGAUAUUUAAAGGAAACCAGGAUCCAGAGACCCCGGUGCUCGGACUCCUUCCUGUUCCCACCGUCGCCCGAUACAUCCGCAUCAACCCUCAGACCUGGUACAUCAACGGCACCGUCUGCCUCAGGGCCGAGAUACUUGGCUGUAGAGUCGAUGAUCCAACAGACAUCUACUCAGAGCAGGAAUUAGGAUCAAAAGACGAUCUGGACUUCAGACAGCACAACUACAAAGAGAUGAGAAAGCUCAUGAAGUCUGUGACGGAGGAGUGUCCGGACAUCACCCACAUCUACACCAUCGGAAAGAGCUACACGGGCCUCAAACUGUACGUCAUGGAGAUCUCAGAUAACCCCGGCAAACAUGAACUAGGGGAGCCAGAGUUUCGCUACGUGGCCGGGAUGCACGGGAACGAGGCUCUGGGCCGAGAGCUCGUCCUCAACCUCAUGCAGUACUUGUGCAAAGAAUACAAGAGGGGCAACCAGCGCAUCGUUCGGCUGGUGACCGAGACCCGAAUCCACCUCCUGCCCUCCAUGAACCCUGAUGGAUAUGAAGUGGCUUAUGAGAAGGGCUCUGAACUGGCCGGCUGGGCCGACGGACGAUACAGCUUUGAAGGAAUCGACAUGAAUCACAACUUCCCCGACCUGAACAACAUCAUGUGGGACACCCAAGAGACGGCGGCGGAUAAAUCUAAAGUCCCCAACCACUACAUCCCCAUCCCAGAGUACUACACUAAAGAAGACGCCAUGGUUGCACCAGAGACACGAGCAGUCAUCAACUGGAUGCAGGACAUCCCCUUCGUGCUCAGUGCGAACCUCCACGGGGGAGAACUGGUGGUCACCUACCCCUUCGACUGCACCCGUGACUGGGCCCCUCAGGAGGACACCCCCACGGCGGACAACGCUUUCUUCCGCUGGCUGGCCACCGUCUACGCCUCCACCAACCUGGCGAUGUCCAACCCCAACCGCCGCCUCUGCCACUACGAGGACUUCCAGUCACACAACAACAUCAUCAACGGUGGAGCCUGGCACACCGUCCCCGGCAGUAUGAAUGACUUCAGUUACAUGCACACAAACUGCUUCGAGGUGACGGUGGAGUUGUCCUGCGAUAAGUUCCCUCAUGUCAGUGAGCUUCCCAUCGAGUGGGAGAACAACAAGGAGUCUCUGCUGGUCUACAUGGAGCAGGUUCACAGAGGCAUCAAGGGUGUGAUCAGGGACAAGAUGACCAAACAGGGAAUAGCAGAUGCUAUAAUAAAGGUGGAGGACCAUGAACACGACAUCCGAUCAGCUACUGACGGGGACUACUGGCGUCUACUGAACCCGGGCGAGUACAAGGUGAUGGUUUGGGCCCUGGGUUACUUCCCCUUCAUGCGUCGGUGCAACGUUGGAAUGGAGCCACAUGCCACCAUCUGUGACUUCAACCUGACCAAAACGCCCAUUCAGAGGCUGAAGGACAUCCGGGCCAAAGGAGGGAAGAUCCCCCAGGACCUUCAGCUGCGUCUUCGUGCUCUGAGGCUCCGCAUGCUUAGAGCCAGCACCAAGGCCAUCAACCAGCGCAGGGAGAGCCAGCGGCUGCAGCGGGCGAGGAGGGCUCGGUCCUCCGGAGCCCAGAGAGCGUGAGAGAUGGACGGGAUGAAGGGGCUGAAGAAGCCUCAGAGAUGAGCUGGAAUAUUAGUUCAAGAAGGUCAAUUCAAACGGAGAACAGUCUCUGGGAAUUGUGACAUGAUCCUACUAGAGAAGACACCAUUAAAGGGCCGGUUCACCUAAUUCACAAAAAAUAUAUUUUUACUGCAACGAUAUAAAGACUCACAGUUUUAUGUGGUGAAAUAUCUGCCCCUGAGAUUUAUAUGUGCUAAAAGAAUAAACAGAUUUGGGUGAACUGACCCUUUAAAGCAGAUUAAACCACAACAGCCAAACAAACUGUUACUGACAUUGACAGGAUAUUUAAAAAGCAGAUUUUAUACAAAAAAAAGAAAACACUCAAACUUUUUGAAGGAUUAUGGACAUUAUUAUCUACACAUUAAUAGACAGGCAUCAUUAACUGUGAAAGUUCAAAUUCAUUCGUUUCUUUCGACAUUAUAGCUGAUGAUGCUGUAGUGUUUGUUGAUUUAAGUGUCAGCUGGUCUGAUAUGUGACAUGUUUUUUUUUUUCUUCUAACAAUGGGUCUGUUUUUGUUUGUUUUGACUUAAGUCCAACAGGACCAUAAAAUCUCAAAUAAAUAUUACUUAUUUGUCUUAAUCUGUAUUUAGCG
Molecule: messenger RNA, 2926 nt
Organism: Anoplopoma fimbria (sablefish)
Lineage: Eukaryota; Metazoa; Chordata; Actinopteri; Perciformes; Anoplopomatidae
Product: probable carboxypeptidase X1
Exons: 13
Coding region: 34-2295 (753 amino acids)
Biological process (GO): proteolysis
Molecular function (GO): zinc ion binding; metallocarboxypeptidase activity
Source: RefSeq, a predicted model, not a curated record